Molecule: messenger RNA, 1866 nt
Organism: Prorocentrum cordatum
Lineage: Eukaryota; Dinophyceae; Prorocentrales; Prorocentraceae
Source: the annotation of a GenBank genome assembly
AUGCCUGCCGCUUUCGUGCCCCAUCGCCAUGGUUAUGCCAUGGUGAUAGCUUGCCAAGUCGUGUAUUGGUCAGGUUGGGCCCAGUACAAUUGGAUCUUCCUGCCACGGUUGCGGGAGGAGCUUGAGAUGGUUUGGGCACCAGGGGUCUCUGCAACAACGGUUGUCGGCGUCAUUUUCAACGUCGUGUUUUUUCUCGCCGUGUGGUCUUUCAUGCGAACUCACUGCUCCGAUCCUGGCGGUAUCACCGAGGAGUGGCGAUGUUUUGUGCGCGAGAACCACUUGAAGAUCCACGAGCCGAGAUUCGCCUGGCAGCCCGCGCAGGCAACUUGGUGCAGCAAGUGCGAGGAUAUCCGGCCAGAGCGGGCCCACCACUGCUCCUCGACCAACAAAUGCGUCUUGCGUUUCGACCACUACUGCCCCUGGACUGCGAACAGCAUCGGUGCUCUGAACCACAAGUUCUUCGUCCUCGUUGCGUUCUACACAUUCCUCUCGAAUCUUAUAGCUGCGACGACGAUGCUGCCAGUGGCAGUGCACAUCGUGAUCGAGUGGUUGGGCGGCGAUCCUAACCCGACCGCCUGGCCAAACGCGGUCGUCAUAAUUCUCGCUGCCAUGCUUGCUUCUGCCCUUACGUGGCUUUACGGGGACAUGUGCCGAGACCACUUGUCCAAGGCGUGCCACAACAUCACGUCAGUGGAGGUAAACUACACCAACAUGCGCAAUCCCUAUGACUUGGGGAAUAAUCGUUUGAACCUGUCCGAGGUGUUCGGCGACUUCGGGCCCGACUGGUUCAUUCCGGUUCUGCCCCAGCGGCCACGUUCCGACGGCAUCUCGUUCGAGCGAAGGUGUGAGAAGAAGAGGGUCGAUGAGCGCAAGCAGCUGGUGCACGACGCGGACACCUUGCUGUACUUCAGGGCCAGCGCACGCCGAGACUCGCUGCGGAGCGGCGGGGCGACGAACACGACGUGCGAGGGACACCGGGUGACCACCUUUGGGCUGCCAGAGGUCGAGACGGACUAUUCCAAGGGGGGGUGCUCGGAGAACCCAGCCGGGGAGGGCAUCGAGGGCAUCGGGGCGCCCUUCUCGCGCGCAAGGCGCGUGUGCGCCGUCGCGCGCCGGCCGCAGUGCGCCGCGCGCGUGCCGAGGCGCGUGCCGAGGUGCCCUCGCUGCCCUGGCACGCGGCGCGCGCGCGCGGCCGCGCUCGGGGCCCUGGCGGCCAUGCGGCGCUCGGGGCUGCCCCUGCUCGGCCCGGCGGCGGCGCUCGUGCCCCUGUGCCUGGCCGGCGCCCGCGCGGCGGCUCCGGGGCCGCCGCCGCCGCUGGGCGGGCCGUACUGCUCCCAGCACGGCGCGUGCGCCUCGUGCGUGCGGGAGCCCGCGUGGGUGCACUCGUGCCAGUGGUGCGCGGCCGACCAGCGCUGCUACUACUGGGGCAACCCGUGCGGCGCCAACCGCACCGUCACGAACGCCUCCCUCUGCCCCGCUCCGACGCCCGCGCGGACGAGCUUCAGCACGGGGGAGGCGUACGGCAUGUUGCUGCACUCCAACGCCGUGUACUACGACGACCCGAUCGCGAAAGGGGUGCUUCCGCCGAGCUUCCGGCUGAACAAGUCGAUGAAAUAUUCCAUCGGGGGACGCCUUCGCGUACGUCGGCGUGGACGACGGCUCCGGCCGCGUCGUUGUGGCCUUCCGGGGCACCCUGACUUGGACGCAGCUGUUCGACGAGCUUCUCCAGCACGCCCUCGUGAACGUGACGUGGGCACCGCAGCCCGACGCGCUCCUCAACGAGUACUUCGUGUGGGCCGUGGACAGUCUGUGGGGCAACCUGAGCGGCGCCCUGACGGACAUCCAGAGAACGCACCCUGGGUAUGA